This is a messenger RNA of Anolis carolinensis (green anole), 4207 nucleotides long. It is a transcript of the gene nemp2, whose product is annotated as nuclear envelope integral membrane protein 2. The transcript has 9 exons. The coding region runs from base 122 to 1468 and encodes 448 amino acids. The record is from RefSeq and is a predicted model, not a curated record. NCBI's taxonomy places the organism in Eukaryota, Metazoa, Chordata, Lepidosauria, Squamata, Anolidae. Gene Ontology annotation, cellular component: nuclear envelope.
GAUCCAUUCUCAGAUCGCGUCUUUCGCCUUGGAAAUGUAAACAGGAGGAGCUCUCCGCCUGAGCAGGGCUCCCGAUCGGCCAGGCGCCCUGUUUCCCCCAAAAGGAUUCAAACUGGGGAGAAUGCCGCCUCCGCCAACGCUGCUCUUCCUCGGCGCCUUGGUCCAGGCAGCCCACGGAUGGGGAGAGCUGGGCCUCUUCGCAGAUCACAGUUGCAGUCUCUUGAAGAGGACUGAUGUAAUGCAUGGCUAUGGUACAAUGUGUUUCUGCUACGUCCCAGAUGGAGCAAUCUACUUGAAAAACAUCUGGUCAACUAUUCAGGUGAACAUAAGUAGCACUGAAAUGUUGGAAGUGGUGUCUGUUCCAGAAGAACAUAACUGUCAACGUUCAGAAAAUCUAUUUGCUUUUUUUAAAUGCUUGGUUAACAAUAUUUGGAAACCAGGCAUUUCUAAGGAAGUCAUCAUGUCCCUGGACCAGUAUGGAGACAAAACAUGUUUCAAGGUCCAACCUAUGCAAAAAGUGUCCUACACUGUGAGUGCACAGCAAAACAUGCUUGAUCACAGACUCUUUCUAUUAUUUGUUGUUGGUGGUCUUCUUUUUCACUUUGCGCAUAACCUAAGUAGAAGUGUUGCAUUCUAUUAUUCUGCUGGAGUAGCGCUUGGUGUUUUUGCCACUCUAGUCUUUCUCCUUUUGAUGCUUAAAAGAUUUAUUCCCAAGUUAAGUACCUUCUGGAUUUUAAUGAGUGGAUGCUGGUUCUCUUCUCUCUAUUUUCUUUACACUUGGAAAGAGGAUUUGAAAGCGCUCUGGCACAAUUCAUCAUACUACAUAAUGGGGUAUAUUCUAAUAGUCGGAUUGGCCAGUUUUGCCAUUUGUUACACGCAUGGACCUCCCAGUAGUGAGAAAAGUAGGAAUCUCUUGAUGUGGACACUGCAGCUCCUCGGCUUGAUCUUGGUCUACUUUGGCAGCGCCAUCCCGCAAGUUGCAAGUGCGACAAUUGCUUCCAUGCUGUGUUCGAAAUUCCUGCGUUACCCUUUGAGAUUCUUGUACCACGUUGGCAGAAAAGCAACUCAGUUUUUCAAAUCCAAAAAGUUAGAGCUUCACUCUCUGACUGAAGAAGAGUAUCAACAGCAAGGGGAAAGGGAGACCACCAAAGCCUUGGAAGACCUGCGUCAGUUCUGCAGGCGUCCUGAAUUUCCCUCCUGGGUUGCAGUGGUCAAGCUGCAACACCCACAGAAAUUUGCACACUUUAUCCUUGGAUGUCCUCAUGUGUCACCUGAAGAAACAUCUGCCCAUGAGGAACAGUAUGGCCCUGGAGGAGCUCUCUUUGAACAGCAGCUUUUUCAUACAGGGACAGAGGCAGAACCAGACCCACAAGCUGGUCCCACGAGCAGAGAGGAGAACCAGCAAGAGGAGGAAGAAAGGCGGAAGCAGCCAAACAAUCUGCACUGCUGUACCAGAGAAGUUCUUUGAGUAAUCCCAUCAAGCUGAGAUGUAUCAAAGAUACAGCAGUUGCAGAUGAAGGUGUGAGAAACCAGGAGGAACCGGUCGUGUAAUUCACACAUGUUUACCAGAACUAGUUGUUAAAAUUGUUAAAAGAUGCAGAGGCUGGAGAGACUCAAAUGAGAUCUAGGAGUAGCAAAGAGCAGAGCAGACAGAGACUGGAGUUGAUGAGGAGGACAGAGAGGUGAUGAUAGGGUCAGAGGAAGGGAAGAACUGGAUCACCCAGAACCACAAGAUGGGAACUGGUUCGAUAUAGUCAGAACUCCACAUUUGCUGGAGAUAGGGGAAUGGAGAAGCUGCAAACAACACUAUAUAACAAAAUUUGCAUUAUUGGUUUGAAAGUAUUAUUUUCUGUUUAAUUGUGCGGUAUUUACUUUCAAAGUAGUUGUUAUACUCCAGAAACUUUGUUUUUGUGGUUGCCACAAGCUAGGUUGAACUCAAGGAGAUAAUCAUUGAAAAACUAUAACCAAUGUGCUGCAGGUUGUCCUGCAAAAACAUAAACCUUUUCCAUGUUUUUAUGAUAGAACUAAUUAGGAAAAGACAUUUAUAACCCAGCAACAAAAAUGUUACAUAAUGUAAAAGAUCUCCCUAGGAAUCUACAGAGUUUCCAGCAUGGUUCUGUGGUCAAAAUCCACUGGAGGACCUAGAGAUUGAAUAAUCCAAUCUGCAAAAGUCAAAUCUGUAAAUCGGGGGGGGGGGGGGGGGGUAUUUUUAAAAGUCCCACUGGUUGGAACAUUCUGCUCUCCAGACGGUAGAGGGCAGCCAAGGCUUUCUGAAGGACUUAACUGCGGUUUCAUUGGUUCCUGAUCCACUUGAAGGUUAAUAACCCUCUACUAAGUUAAUGUUUUAAUUUUUAUUCAGAUUAGGAGGCCUGUAGGGAAAAAACCCAUAGUAGUUAGUUCACUUUUCAACAGCAGCAGUCAUGCAAGAUAUUUUUCUAGGUGAGUCAGAGCAACAAAUAGUGGUCCUCCUUCUAAAGUUAAGGUAUUGAUUGCCCAAGUCCAGCCAAGUUAGCUUGGCACCAGGGGCAGAAAACCAAACAAGAUACCUCUAUUAAAAACAUGCUAAUAGUAUAUUAGUAACUAAUUGUUCCUUGUUCAUAUCACACACUGGCUGCCCGAGGCUGUCCCAAUCUGCUGUUGGGUGGCAGUGACUUUACUUGAAGAUUAAAUAUUUGUUUUGUUGGAUUGAGAGAACCACCAGUUAAAGCCACUUGAAACUAAUGCAAUUUUUCCAAAUUGAAAGUGAGGUUAGAUCAGAGAUAUCUUUGCUUGAAGAUAAUUGCAUAGACCUGAAGGUUCAAGGAAUGGGUUGUAGUUGAUGCCAUAUUCCCUUUAUUCUAUUGUAGAACUUUCAGAAUAGGCAGGCAUUGUGUGAUUUCUGAGGGAAUGCAGGAUUUGGGAUUGGAACGCAACAUUUUAUCUGUUGCAUCUCAAGAAGAAAAAGUUGUUUGGCCUUUAGUAUGUUCCAUACUGGGCAGGCAGUAGCAGAAUUACUUGUGUAAACACAGAUGACCUCAUAUGUAUUUUACAAGAAGCAAAACUUGGCACAGGAAAAAAGAUAUUAUUUAAUCACAAUGUAAACUCAGCCCGCAUAUAUCUUUUGAAAGCAGAUCUGCAGGUGACCUGCUCUCUCCUCCUUAAAUAUGAUCAAAAUCACAAAGAUUUCUCAAUUCACUGUUUAUAAUGAGAUCCAAAGGGAAAGCGUAAAACAGGGUACAGAAGAAAUUACCAACAGCACUAGAAAACACAUAGGCUGCUCAGGGUCAAACUCACUUGUUGCAUUUACUGUUUUCAAAUUAAGGAGUUUCAAGAGGAAUUUUCCUUCUGACUACCACGUCUUUGCUUACUGGUGAACGGUUAUACUCCUUGUGGCCUCAAUCAGCUGGUGAACAGACCUUCUUUGUGGAGUGUAGCUGCUGGCUGCUAAGGUGGGCUUUAAUGGGGGCAGGGAGCAUAUACAUAGUCUUACAUUAAGACUUGAGAGCUAGUGUGGUAAACUAGUUUCAGUAUCAGACUACAACUCUGAGUCAUACACAGCACCAGAAAAUCAUGUGAAAGAGUCUCCAUAAGUCAAAAAUUACUUGGGCACACAACAGAGUAAUAAUACGGGGUAAUUAUGGAUCCGUCACUCUUGGUUAUAAGUUACAGAUCCAUAACUGCCUCAUAUUAUUGUAACUGUAGUACAGAGUACCAGCCCAUAUUAGUCAUUCGCUCUUAUGCGUUUGGGUGAGAGUAAUCGCUCAGUGAAACUUAUGAAUGUAUAAUUGUACUCUGAGCAGAUUAUGGCUUAGCUCUAUAUGUGACAUGAGAAGAUUCAAUGAAGGAAAAGAAAGUGGAUACCAUUCUCAGGUUCUGCUGAGGAUAUAGAUCUAUGGUAAUUGCAUUAAUUGCAAGUUGGUGCCUUUCAGUGGGUCUUCUCUAGGUAGUGCUAACAUGUAAGCUAUGGAUGUAGGUUCUCCUACCCAAUGGUCUGUUGUAUGCUUAGUUGCCUAUGAAUGGUUCAGGGGUGGGGAAGCAGGGUGCAUGUUUGCGGUGGAAACAGUCUUCCUAUCUUCUCCUUGGAUAAUGUAUGAACAGCUCAGUCUCUGCUUUAUGAGAGGUUUCAAUGUUUCAUACAUGCUAAAGUGAGCCAAUAUAUAGUGUGUACAUUAUUUUUAAAUGAUAUGUAUAUUUUUAAUAAAGUAUCUUCUUUACAAUUUAAAAACCA